This is a messenger RNA of Mirounga angustirostris (Northern elephant seal), 7002 nucleotides long. It is a transcript of the gene TMEM253, whose product is annotated as transmembrane protein 253. NCBI's taxonomy places the organism in Eukaryota, Metazoa, Chordata, Mammalia, Carnivora, Phocidae. The transcript is spliced from 6 exons. The record is from RefSeq and is a predicted model, not a curated record. The coding region runs from base 392 to 1123 and encodes 243 amino acids.
GAAAGAUUAGACGGAAAUGGGGGAAAACUGGGACCCCAGGGUGGUAGUGUCCAUUGGGAUGAGGUGAGCAAUCAGAAGAGGACCCCGGAUGGGCAGAGAGGGCGGCAACGGGAAAGAGGGACAGAGCAAGGCAGGGCUGGGCGGUCUUAUGGAAUGAACUGAGGCUGGUGUCUGCCCAUGGCCACUCCCUGGAUCCUUAGGCUCUCAAUGGGGACCUUUGCCCCACCACACCCGGCCCUGACAGCCUGUCUCUGCCAAAACAAGUUUGUCGUCGUCUGCUCUGAGCUACCGGACCCUGCCAGGAGCUCCAGGCUUGGCUGGGUCCCAUCCCUUUGGAGUAGCACCUUCAGACUAGCCUAGGAAGCACUGAACUCCAGUGAUCAAGGGAGCCAUGGAGGAGAAAGCUGCUCAGUGGGAGCAGAAGAGACCCAAGCUUCGUCUGGAAAAACUACAGCACUGGGCAAGGCACAGGCAGAGUGGGCACCUCUUGGUGCUGGCGGUGAGUCAGCUAUGGCUGGCAGUGGGCGUGGUGCCCUUUGCUGUCUCCGUUGCCUGCCUGAACUCUGCUUGUCACAUGGCCACAGCACUGCCACUUGGGCCUGGAGCAUUGGGUCUCCUCACUGGGAUUGUCACCCUUGAGCUGCGCAGAGCACCCCGCCUCUGGAAGGUGCAGGCCAUGAUGAUACUCAACAUCUUCAGUCUGAUCUUGGGCUUUAUCGUGGUGGUGGUCGAGGUGAUGAAGACAGCCUUGGGGCCUGCCCCAGCUGCCCCUUCCCAGCUGGCUGGCUUGCUGGUGGUGGAGCUCAGCACUGAGGCCUUCACCCUAGGGGGAGUGCUGGUCUCUGCAUACUCGCUAUUCCUGCUGAGCCAGAGGAAGCCAGGAUGCUGCAGGAGCCAGAGUCUGCACUACCAGGAGCUCGAGGAGGUAUUCAGGGCAUGGAGGAAAGUAUGGAGCAGUGAGCUAGCAGCUGAUUUUUUUACUGGCUAUUGUGGUCAGUGGCACUUAAGAGAAAAUAAUGGGAUUAGUGGGGGCGGAGGGAGAGAAGGGGUCGUAGCGGAAACUGGUUUUCUGGUUUUAGACAUUUCUUCGGUAGUGUUGAGUAAGAGGGAACUGGGUAUCUAAAUGGCUGAGACUAAAAAUGCGGGAGAGCAUUAGGAAGCUGCCUAAAUAUCGGAUGAACUAUGGGAACAAGAAAAAAUGGAAGAAAAGGAGGAAGUUGUUUCUGUCUGGGAUUCCUCCUUUCUCACCCCUACAGUUUGCUCCCCUCACAACUGUCUGGCUUUUAGGGUCUCUCUGAGUUGGAGGAAGUUGCUGCCUUGGAGAAUGGUCCUACAGUGGCUAGCACAGCAAAUGCAACAAAUGAGUGAGCUGGCAAGCGGAGGCAGACAAGUCCUGCUCCACUAACCCGAUAGGAGCGUUCUCCAGACCCUCCUGCCCCCACUCCACAGAACUCAGAAGCUAGAUGGAGUCCUCUGAGACCUACAUGAAGUCCGGAGGAGCGCCUUCAGUUUUCAUGCAGACUAGGCCCCUUGCUCUUCCCUUCCCCGCUACCCCUAGCUAUACCUGAACCAGAGUCUUCCCUCGCCUCAUUGCCCUGGAAAGCUGCCCUCCUGCAGGACAUCCUUAAACCAACUUUCAGCUGUACCCCCUUCCUCCCUUCCAUCCUUCCCCUCCCUACCCGUCGCCUCCCCAUACAGCUUCACAUCUGCCUCAUCUCACUUAUUUCUCUUCUUUCCACCUUUCACAAGCCCAUCCGCUCCAAGCCCGGGGUCCCGUACAAGCCCAUUCUCGGCAAUCAAUUCACGGGUGCUUUAGUUUUUCCUCCCUUCGAUCCGGUUCCUGUCUACUCUAGCGAAGACUACAAGUCCCGGGCUGCCCCCGCUGCCCCGUGGCCUGAUGGGAAAUAAAGAGCCUUCCCUCCGGGAUGGGGGCGCUGUGCAUCGGCUGAGUGACGCGAGGCGCUGGAAGUCGGGGCCUAGCCGAGAGUUUCCUCGGACGCGACCACUGGCCCCGCGUGCGGGGAGGCGCCAGGCGGGUUAUCCUGCGCGGGGGCGCCGCCGCCCCACCCACGGCAACGAGAGCUGACUGUGGGGCCACGGGCCUCCCUCUGGCAGCUUCGGGGACGGGCACGGGCUGGGGGCUGGCCCUCGGCAGGGCUGGGUUUCCCAAAUGCUGCCGCCGCGCCCCCCCACCCACCCCCAGAGCCCAAAUCCAAAGUCCUGAGACUUGGAGCGCGCGCGAGAAAGGGGUUGGAGAUGAUGAGUCAGAAGCCCGGGGCCCUUGUCGUCCCCCUCCCUCGGGGCCCAGGUGCCGGACGAGGACAGGCUCGCUGGGCAGACGGGUGGACCGGGCAGGAAGAGGAGGGGACGCGGCGACCCGAGCUAAGACUUUCCCGCCUCUUGCGAGCACGCCGGUGUAACGAGCCCGCGUUGCCGCCACCCUUUCUCUCCAAGGCGGGAGCGGGACUGCGCAGGCUCAGCCUCUCGGCUGCGCCGCCGACCCUUGAUCCCGGCUGCCGUCUGGUCCUGAAGCUCUGGUUGGGCUCAACCCCCACUGUUUAUGACCUUUGCACGUGUGCAAAGAUGACAAGCUCGAGUGGGCUUGCGAAAAGCCCAGGAAAACUGGGAGACCCAGUAGCACCAGCCGGGCAGCUUACUAGCCGCUAGAGAAACUAGAAAUUGACCACAGCUGGAGUACUAAGAGAACUCACCCCAAAUUCACAUAGUGCCCGGGAUGGGUGUGCGCCUCACACUCAUUUUUGUUCCCACUUGAGAAGGCUUCUUUCCCUAGAGAAUGCUGCUUCUCCGGACUUAGCCAAGCCCAGGCAUCAGUGAGGAAAGAGCGCAGCCUGGCUGCCUUGCCCUGACAUUGCAGUGGUGCCCGCGGGAGAGCUCCUGUUUGUGACACCUUGGGAGUGGUAAUAGUCGCCCUAUGACAAAGUUGUGUGAGUACUAGUGGGUGGAGACAGUUGUGGAAUUAGACUCUUGAAUAGAGAAAACAAGAUCUGGGCCUCCCCCUUCUCCUCCCAGUCUAACUGCCGGAGGAAUAAUGCAGAGCUUCUGUGUGCAAGACUCGGAAAAUAAUUUUCUUCAAAGUGAGAAGAUGGUGGUGGAUAAGGAAAUGGGGGUAAAAAAAAAAAUCAACAAUUCACUCUGUCUUCUAGAUAGGAUCAACAGCUUUUAGUGAUAUGAUCAGAAAUCUAAGAAUUGCAUUCUAGUUCUUGGAGUUCAGUGACCCUACAAAUGAACCUUAUCAGUCAGGUUAGGUUAGGCUAUGCUUUGUAACAAUGCCCAAAUCUUUUUUUUACCCCCUUAAGUAAGCUCUGUGACCCACAUGGGGAUUGAACCCACAACUCUGAGAUUAAGAGUCACAUGCUCUACCUACUAAGCCAGCCAGGCCCCCCCAACAAUGCCCAAAUCUUAAUGGCUUUAAACCACACAUGUUGGUCUCAGCAGUACAUGUCUAGUCUGGCAGUGGGCUUUGCUCAUUGUAAGUUACUCAGGAACCCAAGCUGAUGGAGCUCCACCAUUUUGAGAUCCUACCUAAAUCACCAUGAGGCUUAGAGUCCCCACCCCCCACUCCUGUGUGAAGUAAGCAUGAAUUGUUCAUGAGCUCUUCCAUGCUUCUGCCUCAACAGAACACAUAGCACUUUCAUUGGCCAAAGCAAGUCAUAUAGCCACACCCAACUUCAGGACCGCUAGAAGGGCAAUCUUUUCAAAUGACUAGAAGAAGGGAAGCAGAAAUAUUAAAAGAAAAAAUGUUAAUCAUUUGUGGUGAUUCUUGAAAAGUUUAGUAAUUGGAACUCAUCUUUUCCAGCAUUUAUGCCCAUAUCUACCUCUUCGGUUUUCCCUGAACCACUAAAUGCAGUUGUUAAUAGAAACUUUUCCAGGGGCACCUGGGUGGCUCUGUUUGGUUAAGGGUGUGCUUUUGGCUCAGGUCAUGAUCCCAGGGUCCUGCGAUGGAGUCGCGCGUCCGGGCUCCCUGCGAGGUGGGGAGUCUGCUUCUCCCUCUCCCUCUGCCCCUCCCCCUGCUCAUGUGCUUGUUCUCUCUCUCACUCUCUCUCAAAUAAAUAAAUAAAGUCUUAAAAAAAAGAAACUUUUCCUUGAAAAAUAAUAGGACUAGGAGUUGGGAAAUUCAGAUUCUGGUUUUGUUGUGUAGGUUUGGGCAAGUCAGCCUCUCUGAAGUAGAUUUUGCUUACAUGGAGAUUAUAAUCAUAGUAUUUAUCCUCUCUACUUUACUGGAGUACCCGGCUAAAAUAAAAUCAUACAUGGGAAAAUACUUUGAAACUCUAAGGCCACUUCAGAAGUUGAAAAUAAAUUGCUUACAGAGAUGAGGAGUAGUGUAAAUGAGUGAAACAGAUUGGGUGUGAUGUAACAGGGACUGGUGGGAACUGUGGGAAGCUAGAGCACACACAUUCUACUUCAAGACUUUACCCCCACUCAACUCCACCCAGUUAUUGCCAUGUGGGACUGUGGGCCUGGUAUUGGCAUAGUUCCAAUUUUCCUAGACAAGUCAGAAAUUCUGACUUUUUAAUUAAUUAUUUUUAAAUUUUAUUCAUUUGAGAGAGCAUGAGCUGGGCGAUGGGGGGGAGGGGGGAGUGGAGAGGGGCAGAGGGAGAGGGAAAAGAGACUUCCCCACCAAGCAGGGAGUCCCAUGUGGCUCAGUCCCAGGACCCUGAGACCAUAAUCUGAGCUGAAGGCAGACACCUAACUGACUGAGCCACUCAGGGACCUCAGAAAUUCUGACUUUUUAAAUGUGAACUCUUCUGAUUUUAAAAUGUUGAGAACAAAUUUUUCUUAAACUGUGGACCACAUUCAGCCUGUCGCCCUUCAAUUAUAAUCUCUUCCUAUUCAAACAUAUGAUAGGAAUUCAGGUUUUGAGUGUGCAAUACCUCUUGUAGGCCUUUGAGGCCUCUCUUGAAAUCCAAGAGUCUUAGAGAGGUUUAACAUUACGAACUUAACCUUUUUUUUAAAUCAGUAUCUCUCUAUGGCAUUGAUUCUCAGGGAGGGGUAUUUUGCCCACUAAGGGUUAUUUGGCAACGUCUAGAGAUAUUUUGGCUUGUAACAACUGGGUGUUGGGGGUGGGGUUUAUAAUGGAAGGAGCAUUAGAUGAUUAGAUGACAAGUCAGAAGAUCAGAGAUUAAGUCCCAGGGCUACUAAUGCCCCUUCACUAUGCAUCGUCCUCCCCCAGCUGCGAGUGAAGGUUGUCUGACACGUCCUGUGAUCUUCAUUAUCUGCCCCCGCCCCUGCCUACUGCCCGAGUCCCUGGACGCUCCGUGAAAGCAUUCUGCUCUGCUGCGUGGCUUCCCAGCAACCACCCUUAUCUGCCCCUUCAUCAGUUUGGCAGCCUCUGUGGAAGUCACUCGUAUUAUACUUGAAUUACGGCCUAUUGGAACUUCACAGAAAGAAGUGACUGUGACAAGGUUCCUGCUGACGUCAGUUUUUCAAGGCCUUGACCCCUAUCGCUUGCUUUAAGCCCUGGAGAAAUAUCCGAUUCAUACGUGGCUUCAUGUGCCGCUGAAUUCUGUGGUGGUUGGGAAAUUCUCCAUGCUGAUGAAUUUUGCCCUCAUUUCUUUGAAAUUUAUUCUGGCCUUGAAUACAAGAUUAUAGGCAACUGACCAUAUAUCUCCCUAAUGAAAGAUCUGCUUUUGCCAAUGGUUCAGGGUUUCUGUCCUGGGCUGUGUCCUCUGCUGCCAUCUCGUGGCCUCUCGGCUGCCCCGGUGGAGGUCUCACAAAGAGCCUUUCCACCAGGGAACGGCGUGAGGCAGUGGUUCAGGUGGAGAAGCUCUGCACGCUGCGGCCGCUGCCCAAAUGCCUCCCCUGCAGUGGUUCCACCGGGGCCGAGGCGCACGCCGCGUGGCGCGGACCCCGGCCGCGGCCGGCAGGCGGGAGGCGCGGGGACCCCUCCGCGUCGCCCUGGUGGGCCUCUGUCGUGCGGGCCCGGACUUGAGCCACCGACGUCAGUAAACCCAAGGAUCCAGGAGUAUUCGGAGCCUGGUUGGCCUGCAGCCUCUUGCCAGUGCCACCCAGGCCUGGGAUGUUCUUCAUCUCAGCGAGAAGAGAUUCGCUUGUUGGACUUCUGGAUUUCUUUUUCUUGUGUAGGCCCAUUUUGCGUUGCUUUGUGUCCACGGCCUUCAUCUUGGCUUGCCCAGCCCAUGCUUCCUCAAGUUUGAUACUUGGUUUUUGGUUUUGUUUUUUUUUUUUUUUUUUGAAGAUUUUAUUCAUUAUUUGAGAGAGAGAGAGACAGAGCACGAAUGGGGGAGGGGGGGCACAGAGGGAGAAGCAGGCUCCUCGCUGAGCAGGAAGUCCCAUCCGGGUCUGGAUCCCAGGACCCCGGAAUCAUGACCCGAGCUGAAGUCAGAUGCUUAACAGAUUGAGCCACCCAGGCGCCCUCAAGUUCAAUAUUUGAUUGAUGGGUUGAGCAGGACAGUUGCCAGUGUGCUCCCGGUGAGGCCAUGUUUCCUAUAAAUACGACAGGAUCUGUGCACUGUACUGACCAGAGGUCCCUCUCCAGGGUACAGGGAAUCUGGGCUACUGGUGACUGAGCAGUCACUCCGCAAGAGGGGAAGGCAGAAGACAUUUUCAGUUGGUGCUAAUUUUUUUUCGUUAUACUACUGUGUUAAAAACCUUCUAGUUGCCAAAGCAAAUUUGUAGAACUGUCCCUUAGUUGUUAGCCCCUCCCAUAUACUUUCCAUAUGCUCACCAUUUUAUGGAGAGCACUGAUUGUACCACAACCCCAUUACCCCGAACCCCAGAAGAGGAGGAGGACUAGGAGGAGGAAAGAGGAGGAGGAGAAACCACCACCCUUGAUGUUUAUUUUAACCAGCUUUUCCCUGCAUAAAAAUUGGGCGGGGUGGGGGGGGAGUUGCCUGGGUGGCUCAGUCAGUUAAGCAUCUGCCUUGGGCUUGGGUCAUGAUCUCAGGGUCCUGGGAUUGAGCCCCGCCUAGGGCUCCCUGUUCAGUGAGGGGUCUGCUUCUCCCUCUGCUUCUGCCCCGCCCCGCC